This is a messenger RNA of Chelmon rostratus (copperband butterflyfish), 2762 nucleotides long. Its product is annotated as gastrula zinc finger protein XlCGF26.1-like. The transcript is spliced from 2 exons. Gene Ontology annotation, biological process: regulation of transcription by RNA polymerase II. The coding region runs from base 493 to 2163 and encodes 556 amino acids. NCBI's taxonomy places the organism in Eukaryota, Metazoa, Chordata, Actinopteri, Chaetodontiformes, Chaetodontidae. Gene Ontology annotation, molecular function: RNA polymerase II cis-regulatory region sequence-specific DNA binding; DNA-binding transcription activator activity, RNA polymerase II-specific. The record is from RefSeq and is a predicted model, not a curated record. Gene Ontology annotation, cellular component: nucleus.
CUUCCUGUGGCUAACAUGCUAACUUGUUCCGUUCCGUCGUUCCCAUAAAAUUCAGUCUGAGUGAAGCAGCAGAGUCUGUUUGUCUGGAUAAACUUGUUGAAGUGGACUUUUUCGUAAACUUUCGGGAUGUUUCAGCCCAGACUCAUCUCCCGUUAGCCAACAAUGCUGAAGGAAGUUAGCGUAGCUUGCUAGCAGGAAAUAGACGGAGCUCGGCCUCACGGUGCUAGUCGGAGUAGCUUCGACAGAGACCAAACUGUAUUUUUCACGGAGCCCAAAUGUCCAGAUAGAGCUGUGUGAAUAGACUCUGUGCUGUUCCCUUUAUUUGACGCUGUUUUCCAUCUGAACGAUCUGCUGCUGUCCGACGAAGCUAAUGAAGCUAACUUAGCCCGCUAGCAGGAAAUAGACGGAGCCGAGCGUCAUUUAAUCAUCAGAGAGAACAAAGAGUUUCUAACGGAGUGAGUCUGGAGGAAAAGCUGCUGUGAAUCAGUCAAAAUGUCUAAAGUCCAAACGCUGAGAGCUUUUGUGAAGCAGCGACUAACUGCGGCUGCUGAAGAGAUAUUUGAGCAGUUUGAAAGAACGAUAGCAGAGUACGAGGAGGAAGUUUGUCGACAACAGAAACUACUGGACGCUGUUUUCAAGCCUGAAGUCCGGUUACACAGAGCAGACGUCCAGCUGCUGUUGGGGAGGAAAGAAGAGGAUCCUCCUGAGCAGCAGGACUGGAGAUCCAGUCUGGACCAGGAGGACCCAGCAGAGCCGCCUCACAUUAAAGAGGAACAGGAGGAGCUGUGGACCAGUCAGGAGGGAGAGCAGCUGGGAGGUCUGGAGGAGGCUGAUAUCACCAAGUUCACGUCCCCUCCUGUCCCUGUGAAGAGUGAAGAAGAGGAUGAAGAGGAACCUCAGUCCUCACAGCUUCAUCAGAGACAAACUGAACAGAUGAGGACAGAAUCUGAUGGAGAGGACUGUGAUGAUUGGAAGAAAUGCAGUGAACCUGAGUCAGGUUUAAACUUUCUGAAAAGUAACAGUGAAUGUCGUUCUGCCAGGAAAUCAUUUAGCUGCCUUGUGUGUGGUAAACGAUUCAGCCAAAAGUCAAAUCUUCAGACACACAUGAGAAUUCACACAGGAGAGAAACCAUUUUGUCGCUUAGUUUGCAGUAAAAGAUUUAUACAAAAGGUAAUCCUGUUACGACACAUGGCUCUCCACACAGGAGAGAAGCGGGACCGCUGCAGUGAUUGUGGCAAAAGAUUGACUCAGCAGUCCCAGCUCAAAACCCACCAGUGUGCUGGUCUUCAAUCCUCACAGCUUCAUCAAAGCCAAACUGAAGAGAACAGGGAUGCAGAGCAUGUGAACAGAAAGGCUGAAGGAGAGGACAGUGGAGGACCAGAGCCAGACAAAAAUUCAGAUCCAGAUAGACAUUUACAACCUGAUACUCAUGACAAGACGUCUCACUCCUCUGAAUCUGAGACUGAUGACAGUUGUGAUUGGGAGGAGACCAGAGACCCUCAGUCUGGUUUAAACCCUCUACAGAACAAUGAAGUACCUGUCAGUGAUGUUAAAUGUAAAACUGGAAAAACUUCAGUUAGCUCCUCUGGAUGUACUUCAAGCUCUGACCACAAGGGGCGUCUGCAGAAACACAGUGGAAACCAAACAGGAGAGAAACCCUUGAGUUGCUCAGUUUGUGGUAAAAGAUACCAGCGAAAGAAAUCCCUCAGGAAGCAUCUGAGGCGCCAUUCAGAAGGAAAAUGCUUCAACUGCUCUUUUUGUAACAAAUCUUUUCAACAGAGAACAGAUAUUCAGAGGCACAUGAGAAUCCACACGGGGAAGAAACUGUUUAGUUGUUCUCUCUGUGGAAAAGGAUUUGCAGUCAAGGCAAAAAUGAGUGAACACAUGAGAAGCCACACAGGAGAGAAACCUUUCAUCUGCUCAGUUUGUAAAGUUAGGUUCAGUCGCAGAGACAGUUUGUCCAGACACAUGAGGAUCCAUACUGGAGAGAAACCCUUCAGUUGUUCUUUCUGUGGUAAACGAUUUGCAUUAGGCUCAAAUUUGACAUCACACAUAAAAGUUCAUACAGGAGAAAAACCUUUCAGCUGCUCAGUUUGUAAAGUUAGUUUCAGUCAAAGCAGCAGUUUGACCAGACACAUGAGGACACACACUGGGGAGAAAUAAUUUAGUCGUUCUGUGUGUGGUCGAAGAUUUAUACAAAAUACACAUCUGAAAUAUCACAUGAGAAUCCACAUGAGAAACCAUGCGGUUUCAGAGUUCGUCACAAAGGAUUCUCUCGGCUCCAGACUUUAAAAACACACGAGUGUGUUUGAGAGCAGCAGAAACACAUGAGAUGCUGGUUGAAACUGAUAUUUCAUCCUUUCCAAGAAGUUUGCUUUUUGCUUCAUUCAAAGUAUUUUCUGUCAGCUGCACAGCGUUGUGGUCAACAUCUGUUCUCUUGUUAAAUAAUGUGAUCACUCAGAUCUCAUAUGUGUGUCGAGAGAAUUGAAGGUUUUGGAAAUCAUUUUUCAUCCCAUGAGUGUGUGUGUGUGUUUAUUGCAUUUAUUUUGUUGGAACAAAAACCCAAGAGACUCCCAAGACAUAUCCCCUCACCCUGACGGCCUGUGUGUACCCGUGUGUACUCGUGUGUACCUGUGUGUACCUGUGAAGACCAGGUAGUUGGAUUUAAAGUGAGGCUGCUUUAUCAGAAUAAAAUAUACAAAUGAAAUGUGUUGACAGCAGCUGAAAUAUACUAAAAUGUAUAUAAACAAUAAAAUAUACCA